AGCUGCCCGUUUUAAAUUAAGAAGACACACGCGAUCCAGAGACCUCCGACUGUGCAGUUAUUUGCAUUCGCGAUGCUCGUGUAAACGACUGGACGUGUGAGGAGAGACUGGACUUUUUCAAUCGUCGGGAAAUCGCGUUCGCGAAUUGCUUUCGAUAUAUAAUUCUAUGUGACGUUAAAAAGCAAAUCGGCCACAAAAGGAAAGGAAAGCAUUUUCACGACCACUGCUUUUACAAUCAUCUUUAAAAGCGAAUAUCGAGUGCCAUUGCUGUCCUUCAUCUUUUCUAUCAUACGAUAUAGGUUUUUUUUAAUAAACAGCUUUGACCCGAGCGUUCAGUCUGAAUUUGUUAAGCACUUUUCAAUAAUUCAAAGAAUCAGAAAAGGACGACGAUCAAAGAUGUUAACGAUAAACACGUCUAUGAUAAAAAUACGUAAAAGAAACAGUGAAAGCGCGCGGUCCGAAACCGAGCUUCUUCGGACACGAUUCUAAUGAAACAUCAAAGUUGAAUCAACAAUGUAAUUAGAGAAUUAGAUGAUAAGAAGAGGAGACAGAUGCCUUAAAAUUUAAUCAUAAAACGGUGGAGCGAGUGAUAAAUAAGAUAUCACUACUUUUACACAGAGGCGAAACACUUGUAGCGUGUACCAACUAAAUCGCACUGUCAGUCAGAGGAGAUUUCUAGAAAAUAUUUCUGACAAGAUUGGCGAUGCGAAGGUCUGUCAUUUAUAAGCAGUCGUCAUCGUGAGAUCAGUUGGUAGUUAUACGUAUCACACAUACGAAGCGUGCUCUACGCAGCAGUAGCAGCAGCAGCAGCAGUAAAUUAUUGUAAACGUACGUGUUUCGAUCGUUUUGAACAACGCAAAGAAGAAACGACUCUGAUUCGACGUAAACGAAGACGAAGUAAAGGAAAGUGGAACAUUUGAAAAGUAGACAUGAUAAACAACCAACAUUGCGUUAUUCUUAAUACGGGAGAGACCAACAACUAUCAUCAGCCGGUUUCUGCAAAGCCUUCCGUGGUCUCUGUAUCGAGCAUAGAUUCUGACGUGAGUGAUAGAAGAGACGUGCGCGAGGAACUCUAUGCCGGAAUCUUCAGAAGACACAGGAAGACUAUACUCGUGUUAGGCAGUUUUCUCAAAAUGUUGAGGAGAUGCUUGGACAGUUUGCAUGCUCUAAACCAAGUAUAUGCCUUAAUUGCUUUACAAUUCGAUACUGUCAUGCAGCAAAAGUUUUGGUGAAACUACGAAACGUCUAUUAUCGCAUCGUAUCGGUUAAUAUUCUUUGAACAAAAAUGUAUUCAAACGAAAAGAUAGGAAAGUAGCUAGUAUCAGAGUGAAUGUAAUUACUGCUACUGCCGUAUCAGUUGUAUAUCGUAAAUUACUCGAUUUAUGAGGAAAAAAAAUGAGCAAUGCACUGUAAAGAAGAAGCAGCAGCAGCAGCAGCAUCGUUUCUGAACUUAUCACGAAUCACCAGAAAUAUCAAAUUAAUGCCUUAUUAAUCGACAACUUUAUAAAUAACAAUUUUCAUUAGUAUUAAUUAAUUUCUAACUCUAAUUUAAGAAUACCUUUCUUAUUUGUAUCUACAACUUUUGUACUACCGGUCUCUUUGUAUACACUACUGCCGUUAGAAAGUACAUACGUAUAAGUAAACGAUACAGAACAGACGCAAGUAGCAUAGCUUGAAACGCGUUUCAAAUUGUAAUUAACAAUUUUUGAAUGGAAGGAGCAGCUUUAACGAGUGAUCAAGUUCUCGUCGAUUUUAGCCAAACCGAUUUAUCGUCGUCGUAAGACUGAGAAAUGUGCUUUUUCAAAAUAUCGUACGGGCCAUAACGAUUAGGACCGAGCCGAUGUAACAAUAAUAAAAAAAGUUGUCGAAGUCGAAACCGUCUUGUGUAAUCUUAGAUUUCUCACUUUCAUCGUCAAUUGAUCAUGAAACGAAUGCAAUGAGACAGGGCAUACCGGGAUUAUACAAUUGAAUUGUACCAGUGUCGAAGAUCUUUUAUUAUCCUAAUGCUAUGUACGAAAUGUUUAUACAGGCCAGUGACCUGGCGGCGAAUUGGGAAUGAAGAGGAACCAUUUUUCUUAAUUAACGAAACUGUACUCGACCAAUUUUUCAUCGACGUUAGCUAGCUCACGAUACAAUGAUGUUCCAUGAAUUUAUUCGUACGUAAAAUUUAAGUUUAUUACGAGCGGAAGUCAUCAGUCGAAUCAGUAGUAAUCGACAGAAUUCAUUUUAUGUAACCGGACCAUUGUCGUCAGAUCGGAUAAAUUUGAUUGAUUCAAAUGCGUAUGCUCAGCUUAUAGAAUUUAUUCCACUGUAUCUGUGUGAUGAACGACGAUAUAACCAUGAUCUAACAGAGAUUUGUAAUGAGAAAGUGUUGUUUCAGUGAGCGAUGUACCGUUACGUUUCAAUUUGUAUAUUUUAUGUGCAACUUGUAAAGUGAAAUACGUGUAUAUA
Ceratina calcarata is the source of this 2451-nucleotide messenger RNA. RefSeq lists its product as uncharacterized. Lineage: Eukaryota; Metazoa; Arthropoda; Insecta; Hymenoptera; Apidae. The record is from RefSeq and is a predicted model, not a curated record. The transcript is spliced from 3 exons. Bases 930 to 1232 code for a protein of 100 amino acids.